AUGUGUGUACAACACAAUGACAAUGGUGUACAACACGAAGACAAUGGUGUACCACACAAGAUCAAUGAUAAACCAAACAAGGACAAUGGUGUACAACACAAAGACAAUGGUGUACCACACAAAGACAAUGGUGUACCACACAAGAACAAAGAUGUACAUCAUAAAUACAAUGGUGUACCACACACAGACAAUAAUGUAUCAAACAAAAACAAUGGUGUACCACAUAAAUACAAUGAUGUACCGAACAAGGACAAUAGUGUAACACGCAAGGACAUUGGUAAACCACACAAAAACAAUAAUGUAUCACACAAGGACAAUAGUGUAUUACUCAAGGACAAUGGUGUACCACACAAGGACAAUAAUGUAUCACACAAAAACAAUAGUGUACCACACAAAGACAAUGGUGUACCACACAUGAUCAAUGAUGUACCACACAAAGACAAUGAUGUACCACACAAAGACAAUGGUGUAUCACACAAUGACAACGGUGUACUAUUCAAGGACAAUGACAAUGGUGAACCACACAAGAUCAGUGAUGUACCACACAUAGACAAUGGUGUACCACACAAGAACAAUGGUGUACCACACAAGGACAAUGGUGUACAACACAAAGACAAUGGUGUACAACACUAUGACAAUGGUGUACAACACAAAGACAAUCGUGAACCACACAAGAUCAGUGAUGUACCACACAUAGACAAUGACAAUCGUGAACCACACAAGAUCAGUGAUGUACCACACAUAGACAAUGGUGUACCAUACAAGAACAAUGGUGUACCACACAAGGACAAUGGUGUUCAACACAAAGACAAUGGUGUACAACACUAUGACAAUGGUGUACAACACAAAGACAACGGUGUACCACACAAGAUCAAUGAUGUACCAAACAAUGACAAUGGUGUACAACACAAAGACAAUGGUGUACCACACAAAGACAAUGGUGUAUCACACAAGAACAAAGAUGUACAGCACAAAAACAAUGUUGUACCACACACAGACAAUAAUGUACCACAAAAAAACAGUGGUGUAACACACAAAGACAAUGGUGUACCCCACAAAGACAAUGGUGUACCCCACAAAGACAAUGGUGUACCACACAAGAACAAGGAUGUACCACACAAAGACAUUGGU
Molecule: messenger RNA, 1131 nt
Organism: Mizuhopecten yessoensis (Yesso scallop)
Lineage: Eukaryota; Metazoa; Mollusca; Bivalvia; Pectinida; Pectinidae
Exons: 3
Source: RefSeq, a predicted model, not a curated record